AUGGCACCAUUAGGGCAGAAGAUCCGCACCGAAAGGCACAAAUGGGAGCGUAAGCUGAUUAGCACUGGUAUCCUCGACCAUGCCACCGUCAUAAAGAAGAAUGACAGCAGAUGGAAGCGGGCCCGCUUCGCCUACCUCCGCGCGUCUAUUCUGUGGGAGUCGCACGACCUCGCCGUCGGCGUUAGCGCAUGCGGCUGGGCCCAAGUUUCCUGGGAUGGUACUGGCGCCCAACACGAGGAUCACCUCUACAACUGGCGCCAUAUAGCCCUAGCGUGGUACGUCAGAGAUGGCAAGCCAUUGGAAGAAGAGCUGCGCACCGGCGUUCCUCUCUCCAUCUUUGUCUACAAUCUCGUCCACCCCGCCCGUCUCAAUAUCGUCGAUCACUUCCGAACCAACCAGGUUCCCACAGGGCGGGACCUUUCCGCCAUCCUCAACUACUCCUGGGACCUCUGGACACUCGAGACCGAUUUCCUAAAAUCACCGCACGCCAAGCGUGCCGCCAUCGUAGACAAGGCGCUCGACGUGUACCACCGUGGAGUGGAGGCGGUCGUCACCACUGCCGAGCCAAUAUUCCUCGAUCCCACUGUCGAAGCCUCCUACCAACAACUUCUGCACGCAGCCGCUUCCACGGCCUUCGAUACAGGCGACUUCCUGAGAGCCAAGGCGCUCUACGAAGCCCAUCUCGCAACGAGCCCGGCCACAACCGAUUUCAAAAUGCUGAACCUAAUUCGCCGGAAGCAGCUCCAGUCAUUGAUUGAAUGGCACAUGUGCGUAUACAUCAUUGCGAGAUGUAUGGGGGACGUGGACGACAAGGCAAUGCGGGGUCUGAUGCGGAGCUUUCUUGACAUGAUUGAGGAUAGUGGAAAACCCGGGGGGUUGCCGAAGGCGUUGGCGAAGGUGAUGAAGGAGCAUUCCGAGGAGUUUGGGAAGAAGAGGGUGAGGGAUGACGUUGCGUCGUUUGGGCUUCAAAGAGAACCGGAGACGGUAAAGAAGUUUGGGUGGUUUGCUAGGCGGCUGUUAGAGGAGCCGCUGUAUGUCGUAUAUGCGGAUGUUUUUGACAAGGAAGUAAGAGAUCCCGAUAAUGUUCUUGACGAUCUGAGUGAAGCGGGGGCAGCUGCAUCUAUCUCAGGAGAGGCAAGGGGGCGAAUAGUAGUGGAGCGGAUAGGAGAAUGCCUGGCGUCCACCGUCAAGGCAAUGAAGCGAUCGGGGGUUCAGGCUGCGCCUGACACCGUGCCGAUAAUCAUGUCCCUCAGCGACCUUGAGUCAGCAAUGCACAUGUACGCUGGAAAUCCCACCAGGACAGCAGCCACGUUGCGAAAGGAGGUUGCCAGGGAAGCACUUAGCUCGACGACAAACACGGGCUGGCAGCGACUGGCCGAGCUGCACAUGCUCUCAUACAUGUCGGCCGUGAAGGAGACGGCCGAGCCGGACUACAAGAAGGGACUCACACACCUCAAUAAGUGGUGGAAUCUACACCAGGGUCAGGAAAUAUCAAAACGGAGCCAGUGCUGCGCCCUCAUCGACUUUAUGACAUAA
Fusarium proliferatum ET1 is the source of this 1536-nucleotide messenger RNA. RefSeq lists its product as uncharacterized. Lineage: Eukaryota; Fungi; Ascomycota; Sordariomycetes; Hypocreales; Nectriaceae. The record is from RefSeq and is a predicted model, not a curated record. The transcript has 3 exons. The coding region runs from base 1 to 1536 and encodes 511 amino acids.